AGUAACCCUACUACCGGUUAAGAGUACCGAGAACAAACAGUUUCACUCUUGAAGAAUUGAAGAAAUGGAAGCGAAAGACAAAGAUUCAAAGGAAGGAGUUGCAUCAAUAGCAUUGUUGCCGGAUGGGUCCCUUUCGGGACAUUUCCUUCAGCUUCCUCAAUCUAUCUGCUAUGGACUUCAUGGCACCGAAUUGGAUUGUGAGAUGGAGUGCAGUAGAGGUGAAGAUUACCGCUUGAUAAAGCUCACAAGCAUAGACUACAAUAAGAAGAAAGAUCAUACCGUUGUAGUGGAGUGCAGAGGGCACGAUGCUGCUCGGUUCCAUAACAUCAACCAUGCUCAUGGUUGGGAACAGGAUGUUGUGGAUAUGGUUGAACAAAAAGAAGUGAAGAAUAAGAUUUCGAUCUUGUUCGUGUGCGACACACUGAAAUCUGACAAAACGGCUGAAGAACAUAUAAAGCAGUUCAUGGCUAUAUUAUCCGGAAUCGAUGCUGUUGUUAAUAUUGGACCGAUGAGCAUAUCGGGAAUGGACUUUGAAACAGACAUUGCAUAGUCGAAGCCAGAUUUACCAAGUGCUAUUAGGUAGAUUUACAUACUUGAUGAGCAUAUGAAAACAAAUAUAAUCACAUAUUCAUUUAGAUGUCCUUUUGUGAUAACUUGAUGAGUGUAUGCAACCAUAAUGCUUCGAUAGA
Messenger RNA from Hibiscus syriacus, 689 nucleotides. RefSeq lists its product as uncharacterized. Lineage: Eukaryota; Viridiplantae; Streptophyta; Magnoliopsida; Malvales; Malvaceae. The coding region runs from base 65 to 550 and encodes 161 amino acids. The record is from RefSeq and is a predicted model, not a curated record. The transcript is spliced from 6 exons.